AGGCAGGGAAGGGGAGCAAACGCCUUGUGUGUCAGAGACAGAGAGCGAGUGAGUGAGUGAGACCGCGAGAUAGAGAGAAAGAGGAAGAGAAAGGGAGAGUUUGGGGGGGUUUCACAGUGAACAGCUGAACAGCUCCGAGUGGUGUUGAGCCUCACAGAGCCUUGAGGGGAGAGGAGGUGUGUGUGUGAGGAGAGAAGAGGUGUGUGUAUUAGCGGAGAGGAGGUGUGUGUGUGUGUGUGUGUGAGGGGAGAGCGGUGACUGUGGACUUACUGCCCCCAUCUUCAGCGCCACCGCUGUGCUUCCUGGAGGAGCGGGUCUGUGAAGGAGCCCUCUCAGGCUGUCAACCGAGGCACGGACAGACUGACUGGACUGGAGUUGUUUAUUUACUUUGGAGGCUAUCUGAGAUUGCGCGCACACACACACAAACACACACACACACACACACACAACACUACACACAGCAGCAUGGGGACGGUCAGCGAGCUCUGUGCUUCCAGUUUUCAGGCAUUUCUCUGCCCAGCGCUGCGUCCAGCUGCCAACACAGUGCCGGACGACCUCACUCCAGAGGAGAAGCAGGAAUUGGAGAAUAUCCGACGCCGAAAACAGGAGCUCCUGGAGGACAUACAGCGUCUGAAGGAUGAGAUAGCAGAGGUGACCACUGAGAUUGAGAACCUGGGCUCUACUGAAGAGAGGAAAAACAUGCAGCGGAAUAAACAGGUGGCCAUGGGCCGCAAGAAAUUCAACAUGGACCCCAAGAAGGGGAUCCAGUUCCUGAUCGAGAACGACCUUCUCAAGAACACAUGUGAGGACAUUGCCCAGUUCCUCUACAAGGGGGAGGGACUCAACAAGACUGCCAUCGGGGACUACUUGGGGGAGAGAGAUGACUUAAACCUUCAGGUUCUGCAUGCCUUCGUGGAGCUGCAUGAAUUCACAGACCUCAACCUGGUGCAAGCUCUCAGGCAGUUCCUGUGGAGCUUUCGGUUGCCUGGCGAGGCUCAGAAGAUCGACCGCAUGAUGGAGUCGUUUGCCCAGCGCUACUGUCGGUGCAACCCGGGAGUCUUCCAGAGCACAGACACCUGCUAUGUGCUGUCGUUUGCUAUCAUCAUGUUGAACACCAGCCUGCACAACCCCAAUGUGAAGGACAAGCCGGGUGUGGAUCGCUUCAUCAGUAUGAACCGAGGCAUCAACGACGGAGGAGACCUGCCAGAGGACCUGCUCCGAAACCUGUAUGAAAGCAUCAGGAAUGAACCAUUUAAAAUCCCUGAAGAUGAUGGCAAUGAUCUCACACACACCUUUUUCAAUCCAGAUCGUGAGGGUUGGCUUCUUAAACUAGGUGGUCGUGUAAAGACCUGGAAGAGGAGAUGGUUCAUCCUGACAGAUAAUUGCCUCUAUUACUUUGAGUACACCACUGAUAAGGAGCCCAGAGGAAUCAUUCCCCUGGAGAAUCUCAGCAUCAGGGAGGUGGACGACUCCAAGAAGCCGAAUUGCUUUGAGCUGUUCAUCCCAGACAAUAAAGACCAGGUGAUCAAGGCAUGCAAGACAGAGGCCGACGGGCGUGUGGUGGAGGGCAAUCACACCUUCUAUCGAAUCUCAGCCCCCACUACUGAGGAGAAGGAUGAGUGGAUCAACAGUAUCAAAGCUGCCAUCAGCAGGGACCCUUUCUAUGAGAUGCUGGCAGCACGGAAGAAGAAGGUAUCCUCCACGAAGAGGCAGUAGGACUCCUGUAGAAAACAGCAGCUGCUCUUCUACUAGGCACUGGACCUUAACUUUGGGCCUGGACAAGAGAGGAGACGGGAAGGGUGUGGUGGACGGGGUGUCCAUGGUUGGACGUCUGAACCUGUGCAGAUGGAGCAGAGGGAAUUCUGGGAGCUGGCUCAGGAUCUGUUGUAUCAUUUUCCCCCCCAUCAGCAUUCUCUCCAGGACCUUGCCUUGCUCUCUCUCUCUCUCUCUCUCUCUCUGCGUCCGACGAUGAGAGGAAGUCUGUUAAGAGUUCCCUCUCUGAUAAAACAUUCAACCAAAUGAGUCCACACACAAACACACACAAACACACACACACACACGCACAACCAUCUCAACUCAGCAGGUCUGACUGAAUGUGGCAUCCUGUGUAAGAUUUUCUAAACUGGUUACAGAUUAGAAAAAAAAACUCCUGUGCUUUAAUAUAUGAAGGACAGAAAAGCGCACCUAUUUUUACAUCACAAUCCUCUGUCAGGGGAGGAUUUCUCACUUAGCUGUUCUUGUAAGUAGAGAGUAGGCACAGUCAUUAAUCAACUCUUUGGUUAACCAUUUUCUCCUUGGUUCCUUUUGCAUCAGCCAUGCUAUGCCAUACCACUUCUUCAAGGCUGUGUAGAUAUUCUUCAUAUUUGCCAUCAUGGCAGGCAAGAACUGUUAGGUGGUAUGAUGUUUUGUGUUAGUAAAUUGUUAAAAUUUGUCAUCUGCCAAAGUUUUUUUUUUUUUUCAAGACACAUUGCUUUCCUUAUGAUUCAUGCUCACUUUUUUUGUUUGCUCUUUGUGAAAUGUGCCCAUUCCCCCUUUGCCUAAGGCAACCACAUAUCUCACAGACGUUUGAUCCAAUGCUCAGGUGAGCAUAAUGACACAGAGACUAUGAAACUGAAGACAAGUGGAGACUGAGCUGAGACCCCCCCCCCCCCACACACACACACACACACACACACACACACACACACUCUUUCAUACUGUGCUGUGUCUGCUAGGUGGGUCUGCUGUGGGUGUGAGGGAUACUGUAUACUCAACUGUAAAUUCUUUGCAGCUUGUUUGUACGCAGGCCAUACACAGAUACUUCCACAGAGAAUGACUGUGGAUCCUUAGAAGUGCAGCUGUUAUGCGCUUUGUGCUACCCUUGCUGACACAUCUGACCCGUUUCCUCCACUGAAAAGGACCAUAGAGCCCUCCUGUUCAUACUGCAGAGAGGAUCUAUGGUCAUUUGGUAAAACCUCCAUUUUCAAUAUGACUGACCGUACAUGCCCCCAAUUUCAAACCUAUAACUACGGUAAUACACUUUCAACAUUUAAGUGACUUCUCAUCUGAUUGUAUUUUUGUUUGUAGUCCCUUUGUUGUUUCCAAAGUGGCAUUAGAGUGAAAGUCAUAUACAUGAGCUUUUUUGUUUGUUUUACAAGCCAUACGUGUUUCUUUCUUAUUUAAAUGUGCUGGUAAUUUAGAAAGCAAAAUUAUCAAACUGAAGUAGUUUAUUUAUCAAGGCGGUGUAUAUACUUAAAUGUAUAGGUUAAUCUUUUAUUUGAAAAUAUGUUUGUGUGAACAUUUAUGAAGUUGGGUGCCGGUUUUGUUAAACAUAGCUUUUUUUGCACCAAUGUCUCAUACCCCUGCGCUGACAAACAAUAAAUGCAAACAUGGCAAGUGCUUUCAAAA
Molecule: messenger RNA, 3387 nt
Organism: Clupea harengus (Atlantic herring)
Lineage: Eukaryota; Metazoa; Chordata; Actinopteri; Clupeiformes; Clupeidae
Gene: cyth1b
Product: cytohesin 1b
Biological process (GO): regulation of ARF protein signal transduction
Molecular function (GO): guanyl-nucleotide exchange factor activity
Source: RefSeq, a predicted model, not a curated record